Molecule: messenger RNA, 1560 nt
Organism: Iphiclides podalirius (scarce swallowtail)
Lineage: Eukaryota; Metazoa; Arthropoda; Insecta; Lepidoptera; Papilionidae
Source: the annotation of a GenBank genome assembly
AUGCUACUCCUCGUGAGUCGCGGACUCGUUGUGUCAGUGAAGCUCAAGACACAGACAGCGCCUAACCUCGACUUUGGUUAUCAAAUUUGUUACCGGUUAAAAAAUAUGAGGUGCCUAGCCGUUUUCCUGGCGGCGGUUCUGCUCCCCGAUGCGGUCCUCCUCCAAGAGCUGGACCCGAACACCGCCGAGUGGUUGGCAACCAUAACUAACCUUUCCAAUGGCGAAGAACCGAAGGCAACGAAUAAUGGGGUAGACGAAGACACAAAAGAAUUUUUAUCAGGCAUCGGAAACGAACUUUUGGAGAAAGAGGUGAAGAAAACAGCGACACCUGAACUCAACCGGGAAACGUUGGAUUGGCUGAACCGUGUCGUGCAGGGCUGGAACACCACGACCACGACCACGACCACGACCACGACCACGACCACCACCACAAGCACCACCACCGAGUCUGCGAGCUCCCCUCAGAACAGAUUCGCCACGGACGACCCCAAUCUCGAUCCGGACUUCUCAGACACCAAAACAUGCACCACGGAGGACGGCUUGCCGGGCCGCUGCGUCAGCUACCACCAGUGCGACUCGCAAGGGAUUAUAGACAACACGACGCUUAUCGACCUCAGGGACGGCAGCUGCCCCCACUACCUGCAGAAGUGUUGCCUCUCGUCGGAGUUCAUCAGGAGCUCCACCAAGGCCCCACCUGCGGCCGCAACCGGCAAGUGCGGCUGGAGCAACCCUGGCGCCAGCAUCUUCCGCGUCAAGGACAGCGACAACAUCAACAGGAGGACCUACGCCGACUUCGGGGAGUACCCGUGGAUGGUCGCCUUGAUCAUGAAAGGCGGGGAUCCGGACACGUGGUCGCAGAGGCAAUAUCUGGGCGGAGGCACCAUAAUCCAUCCUUCAGUUGUGAUCACGGCCGCUCACAAAGUGAACCGAUACACAGCACAACAGGUGAAAUGCCGUGCAGGGGAAUGGGAUACUCAGACAACCCUAGAGCUCUAUCCACACCAGGAGAGGGACGUCAAGAAAAUUAUCACACACGAGGAGUUCUAUUUGACUCCCGCUUACAACGACAUCUCCAUGCUCGUGUUGGAAAAGCCGUACGAACUAAUGGACGCUCCGCACAUUGGUAUCGCGUGCCUCAGCUCGGCUCUGCCUGUGGUGGGCACCAAAUGCUACAGCAUGGGCUGGGGCAGGGAGUUCCAGGAGAAAGACAAAAACGCCGUCAUCCUGAAGAAGGUGGAGCUGCCGUACGUCGACGCCAAUACUUGCCAAGCCGCAUUGAAGAAGUCUAGACUGGGCAGCAGGUACGAACUGCACACAUCCCACCUUUGUGCUGGCGGUGUGGCGGGAGUAGACACGUGCAAGGGAGACGGCGGAUCCUCUCUGGUGUGUCCCAUCGAGGAGGGUCCUGAUGCGCAGAGGUUCGCUGUGUAUGGUAUGGUCGCGUUUGGCGUGGGCUGCGGUAACCCCCUGCCGGCUGUGUACGUUAACAUCCCGAAAUUGCACUCCUGGGUGGACACCAAGAUGGCCCAGGAGGGAUUCGGCACCUCCACCUACAAACCC